UGUCUCCAGGGAGGUGGUGGUUAAGGGAGAUCUCCCUCACCCCUUCGCUCUGACGCUGUACGAGGACACUCUCUUCUGGACCGACUGGAACACCCAUUCCAUCCACUCGUGUCAGAAAGAGACCGGGGAGGAUCGGAAGAAAGUCCACUCGGACAUCUUCUCUCCCAUGGAUAUACACGUCUACAGCCAGAAGAGACAGCCGCUACUGUCUUCACCAUGCUCCGUGAACAACGGAGGCUGUUCCCAGCUCUGUCUCCUGUCUCCUAUUACACCUCACUACCAGUGUGCCUGUCCCACCGGAGUCCAGCUGCUAGAGGACAGCAAGACCUGCAGAGACGGUCCCACACAGCUCCUCCUCCUGGCCCGGCGGACUGACCUGCGCCGCAUCUCCCUGGAUACGCCCGACUUCACCGACAUCAUCCUCCCGACGGACGACAUCCGCCAUGCCAUCGCCAUCGACUAUGACCCGGUGGACGGACACAUCUAUUGGACGGACGACGACGUCCGGGCCAUCAGGAGGUCCUACCUGGACGGCUCUGACACUCAGUUCAUCGUCACCUCACAGGUGAACCAUCCUGACGGCAUCGCUGUGGACUGGAUCGCCCGGAACCUGUACUGGACGGACACGGGAACGGACCGCAUCGAGGUGACACGCCUCAACGGAACCAUGAGGAAAAUCCUGAUAUCAGAGGACCUGGACGAGCCACGAGCCAUCGUACUGGAUCCUGUAGCUGGGUAACUGCUGUCUCUACUAG
Messenger RNA from Oncorhynchus gorbuscha (pink salmon), 755 nucleotides. Its product is annotated as low-density lipoprotein receptor-related protein 6-like. The record is from RefSeq and is a predicted model, not a curated record. Bases 167 to 739 code for a protein of 190 amino acids. The transcript is spliced from 4 exons. NCBI's taxonomy places the organism in Eukaryota, Metazoa, Chordata, Actinopteri, Salmoniformes, Salmonidae.